Messenger RNA from Ruditapes philippinarum (Manila clam), 6962 nucleotides. RefSeq names its product helicase with zinc finger domain 2-like. The transcript is spliced from 20 exons. The record is from RefSeq and is a predicted model, not a curated record. Gene Ontology annotation, molecular function: RNA binding; ATP hydrolysis activity; RNA nuclease activity. The coding region runs from base 340 to 6558 and encodes 2072 amino acids. NCBI's taxonomy places the organism in Eukaryota, Metazoa, Mollusca, Bivalvia, Venerida, Veneridae.
UCAAAAAUACCUGACAUAAACACGUUACGACAGCAGGUCUAGACACCUUGGUCGAUUAUUAUAUUACCUAUUUUGUCUCAUCUCGUAUUGCGCAGAUAUAUCUGAACUUCCUGAAUAUAACAUGGAACAUGAAUAUAACAUGGAAAUAAAAACAGAAAACAAGAACAGGACCUCCGAGUCUGAAUAGAUAAGGUCCAUGACUUUGAACCACUUACAUCUCACAGCUAUUGCUCCGAAUUCCGCCAGAGAUUUUAGAUGUUUUGAUGUGAGGAAGCAAGGCAGUUCUUCCACUCAGGUCUGUGAACGUGUCGACAAAUAUAUCGUCAAAAGGCUUUAGAAAUGGCCGUUUCUAUAGACGAGUUAAUAUCAAAGGCAGAUGUUGGAUUACAAGAAAGCAAUUUCAAUGAUGCAAAGAAAUUUGUAGAGCAAGCUUUAAAACGUGUUUCUGUCGAGAAAAAUGAGUACAUUAGAACAUUACCGGAGAAAGAUGAAAAGAAAGAAGAAAAAAUAGCCCAGUGGUAUUCACAGUGCGGUUGUAUUUUCUUUAAGUUAUACGACUACUGGAAAAGUCUUAGUUGCACAUGGAAGGCGGCUGUUUUCUCAGACAAAAUGGAAUUCAACGCUAUUGAGAAAGAUAUACGCUGGGUAAAACUUCUCUACGAGCAACCAAGGGAGAUGUUAGUAAGAAUACACAAGAAACUUUCUUCAUUUAUUUCAAAUGAUCUCGAUGAAGCAGCUGAAUUGGCAAUGAAAUUUUGCAAAUGGAAACGGUGUUUAGAUAUAGACAACACUAUCAACAAGAUUUUCAUUUUCUUGAGAGAUGGAUACUCUAUUGGUCCUAGCAAUAUCUUGAUGAAUGAAGGACGCCAUAAAGCUUUCGUACGAAUGGCAAAAUGCCACCUCAAUCUUAAUAACCAUGACAAUACAAGAGUGUUUUGCAAGUUUGUUCUUGAUCAUUCCGAUUGUGAUGACAUCAGUGCGAUGGAAAUAUUUGCAAAAUCACUAUUAUCAACUCAAAGUUUCAAAUCGGCUACCAAAUACUGUCAGCUGGCAAUUAAAUGUUGUAAGACAAAAAAUAGUGGAUUGGAAAUUAAGAGACUUCAGACUCUCCAAGAUGAAAUAAACUUGAAAAGGACAUCACCAGCUAAACCAAAGCCAAAACGUCAUGCUGCAACAGGCAUUAAACAGAAUGAAGAUCCGCAUAAAAAAGAGGAACAAAAACAGAACAAUGAAACCAAGAGAAAUAGGCGAAGGCGGAGGCCAAAUCGCCUUAAGCUGCAUGAAAAACAAAACAAUAAUCAGAACCAAAUAUCAGAUUCUUCAGAUAACGUGUCACAAAAAACCACUAUAAUUUACCAACGUACAAUCCCUCAAAACAAAAGUGAAGUUAAUAAGAGUACAAAUGAAGAUGACGAGGAUGAGGACGGGCCUGUUGUCCAUAAUGCAGCUGCUUGUUCGAAAACAUCUACAUUUGAUGAACUGUCUUUAACAGAUCAGAGCUUUUCAUCAGAUGAAUCAGAUUUGGACGAAGAUGAAACAUCUUUUUAUGAGCAGAGUAAAACUACUAGCAGAUCAAAGGUUCAACGUGAAAUGUCAAAAUCUACAGAAGAAGAUAUACUCGGUAUGGUUGUAAAUCUCAGUCAGUCUUUUCUUGGUAAAUUUGAAGACAGACAUCCAGAUAUGUUGAAGAGAAAGCAGUUGUAUCAAACCUUGCAGCCAAUACCAGAGCUAGAAGAGCUUUUGACCAAUAAAAAUAAAUAUGUUGCAGGAACUAUCCAGAUGAAUGGACCACAUGAGGCAAUCUGUAUUCCCAUAGCCAUAUCAAACUGCAGUAUUCCUAUCAAAAUACAGGGUAGAGGGAAAAUCGGGCAAACAUUGAAUGGAGAUAAAGUUGUCGUUGAGGUUAUAUAUGACGAAAAGAAACCAGAGAAGAGGUUUGGAAAGGUGAUUGGUAUCUUCGACAAUGUAAAGCAUGACAAUGUGAAACGAAAACCAUUAGCUUGUACGAUUGAUGAAGAAAGAUCCAAUCUUGUGCGACCAGUUUGCAAAACUAUUCCAAAAAUACAUGUUUUGGAUAGGGAAAUUUCCAGGCAAUUUAAGAAAGAGUCUGAUAAAAGAUAUAAAUUUGAGCUUUACAAUUACGAUAAUGAAAAUAAAGCAUUAACUUUUUCAAAAAUAGUUAAUUUAACACAAGAGGAACUAAAAUCCAGCAUCUUUGUUGUUGUUUACAUCAACUGGAGUCCACGUCAUGUGUACCCUAGGGGUGCAAUCAUAAGAAUACUUCCGAUUGGACGAAGUGUUAGGCAAGACCUUUUGAUCACCAAUAUUCUCCAUAAAGUUCCCUCUUUGUACCAAAGUUCAACGGUUGAUGAGGUUGAGAGUCUUUUGAAAAACACAAGGGGUGAAGCAAACGAAGACGAUUUGAAAGACAGAACAAACUUGUGUAAUUUACUGACCUUCACAAUCGAUCCACCAGGUUCUGAAGACUUAGAUGAUGCACUAAGUGUAGAAGAUUUUGAACAGCAGUAUAGGGUCGGAGUGCACAUUUCAGAUGUAUCAUCUUACGUGCCUAAAGAUUCAAAAAUUGAUUUGGAAGCAAAGCAAAGGUCACAAACAUUUUACUCCAAUAUUCAAAAUGCUAGAUGUAUGCUCCCAGAACCGCUUAGCAAAAAUAUUUGCAGUCUUCUUCCAAAUAAAUUACGUAAAACAUUGUCAAUUUUCUUUCUUAUCAACAAAGAAAACUUUCUGAUAGAUCAGUCUAAUGUUAGUCAAACAUAUAUCAUAUCUAAGAAGAGACUUACCUAUCAAGAGGCUCAGAAUAUCAUUUCUUCUAAGGAAACUACUGGCAUUGAUACUCUCAAAGACAAGAUUAAAAUUUUGUUCAAAAUUUCCGAAAUACUUCGAAAGCGACGGUUGAAAAAUGCAAGUUUUGCAUUAGAAACAUACUUUGAAGAAUCGCCACUUGCAAACGAUGACAUCGGAACAUUCCAAGCUCAUAAUUUAGUUGAGGAAUUCAUGCUAUUAGCGAAUAGAACAAUAGCAGAAAAGCUAUUCAAGUCAAAAUUUGGAUUGUGUAUACCGCUCCGUUGUCAUCGUCCUCCACCAGAGGAGAAUAUAAAAGAAUAUCUUGAGGCCAAUGAAAGUCAUAUCGACAUUGUAUGCAAAUUACAAGAUAAGCGAAUCGGAACGAGAAUACCAAGUUUCCAUUCCAACGUUGAAACGCGUGAAAAACAUGUGAUGGUUUUUAAAAACAUCUGGCACGCAAUGCAGACUAAUGAUGAACAUACUACAAACUAUUUAAGGAAAGACGAUUUACAUCCUAUCCAGUUCCUAAUUUACAAUAACUGGCUUUCAAUACAAGAGGCUGGAGAGUACAGAUGUUCAGGGAGUCUUGAAGAAAACGAGGAAAUGCACUAUGGUUUAGAUAUUUUCCCAUACACGACAUUUACUUCGCCGAUAAGGAGAUAUAUUGAUCUAGUAGUACAUAGGAUGGUUCAUGCAGCAUUCAUCACUAAGAAAAAAAAGUGUCCUUAUUCAAAUGAUGAAUUGGUCAGCAUUUGUCAUUAUGCAAACAUGGUCACUAAAAAUGUAAAAGACUAUGAGAGAAGCUGUAAAACUAUGAGGCUAGCAACAGAAAUUGGCCAAUUUCCUCGAAUUUUCACGUGCUAUGUAAACAAAUGCACAGACGGAGAAAUAAUAUUUUGCACACCUUCUCUGAAAGGCCCCCUACACGUUCAAAAAGAAAUUCCUUUCAAGCUUUUAGACAUGCUACAAAAACCGGUCAUAGUGCAAGACUGUAACACUAACUCUAAUAGUGUAAGAGUAGUUUGGAGGAAACGAUUGUAUAAUUUUCAUCCGAUAAUUUUGGGGAAUUUGACAGAGCAUACCCAAGAGCUUAAUCCAAAUGCGUCCGUUUGUUUAGUCUCCUUAUCUACAUGGGUACAAUUACUUCAAAAAAGUCUUUCUGGAGAAAAAGAAUGUCAGAGUUGUCGUGAUAUUAUCAAAAAUUCAAAGGUGGAACCUUUAAGAGGCUUACCUGAUGUAACAACAGAAAAUGCAAUGGAGAUUGAAACAGAUUCGGCGAAGGGAAAAGGAUCACAAAAAUGUCUUGUGUUUAAACCGAGCACGACAUUUUCACUUAGAUUCUUUCGUGGGCAACGGCUUGACAUCCAAAUGACAACGUCUCAACAUAAAGGAAAAACGCACCUUAAAGCAUCACUUAUCAGUUUGACAAACAAUAUAAAAUUCUGUCUUCAGCACACAGAUGACCCAGUACUUUAUUUAUCACGAUAUUCGUUGAAUGCUUCAUGUGACCGUUACAAAGAUGUGAAAACAUAUCUGCACAUAUGGCUCCCAGUUCUUGAAAUGGAGGCCGCAAAAUGUGUAGUACGAAAUGAAGAAUCGUUUACUCUACUUGAUCGCGAAGUACACUUUAAUCAGAAUAGGACAGGGACAUUUGUUCUUGAUGAAAAUGACUGUGAAAUCAGGAAAAUUGACUUCUCAGGAAUACGUUUUGAGGAUGGUAACCGUAAUGAAAUCAGCUCCCCAUCCUAUGACUGGUUGUGUAUAAAAUCCAGUCGAAGCUAUUUAUCAAGGAACGAUGCAAAAUGUAAAGCAAAAUAUUAUUGGGUAAGUCAUGCAAAGGUCACUGACGUUCAGCAAAAAUCUGGAAAAAUCAAAGUAACGUUCUCACUGCACGAAUAUGCAAGAAGUGAUCCGCUUAUUUUCAACAAAGAAUCACGGUUUCACAUUGAAGUAUUGAAGAAAUCCGAGGUAGAUAGGAGAACAGAAAGUUUUAUCAAAGGGCUUGAAAAUGGAUCCAUCGGUGCUAAUAUUGCUCUCAGAAAACAAAUCCCAGAUUUAGAUGAUGAGUUGAUAGAGAUAGCCGAUAAGUUGGACAAAGAUCUGGUGAUAAAAAUCAAGGACGACGAAAAUGCCUGGAAACCGCUUCCAAAGAACAAUGUUAGGCAAAAAGAAGCUAUUUGCAAGGCAUUGAAAUCCCGUUUCACACUAAUACAAGGGCCACCAGGUACUGGAAAAACUCAAACAGCUAUAAAGUUGAUCUGUCUAUUUACAAAAAUGAACAGUCAAAAGCAGAGGGAUCGGAUUGAUCGAAACCAAGUACUGUUCUGUGGACCUUCAAAUAAAUCCGUUGAUUUAGUUGCAAAAUGGAUGUUGAAUAGGAUGGGUGAACAUCGACCAAACUUUGUGCGUGUUUAUGGUCAAACCAUAGAAUCCGACACACAUCCAAUACCAGGAAGAGGGUUUCUCUCAAAGAGAAGUACAAAAAACCAAUCUGCAGACCCAGAAUUAGAAGCUGUUUCAUUACAUAACCUCAUCCGACAAUAUGGGAAUAUAUAUAGCGAUGAAAUUCUAGCACUUGAGGCGUUAUUUGCAAGAAAUGAAAACAAACGUAUGCCUACUAAAGAAAAGGAAUAUGUCAAGCUUAUUGCAAAAGCAUCUAUUGAAGAAAUGCAAAAAUACGAUGUUUUACUUUGCACUACAGCAGUUGGUGCUAAUCCCAAAUUAAUUAAAGCAACAGAUGUGUCUCAGAUCAUUAUUGAUGAAGCUGGCAUGUGUCCAGAACCACACUGUCUUGUUCCUAUCAUUGCUACAAAGCCGGAACAGGUCGUUCUGAUUGGGGAUCACAAACAGCUUAGACCAAUCAUUAUGUGUAAAGAGGCGGCAGAACUUGGGCUAGAGAAAUCAUUGUUUGAGAGAUAUGCGUACAACCAUUCGUCAACGAAUGUUUCUUUCGUUAUGCUAAACGAGCAGUAUCGUAUGAAUCCCCAAAUAUGCCAGUUUCCUUCUGAACAAUUUUAUGAUGGUGCUUUGAAGACUGGUAGAGGAGUUUGGGCACACGAUCAAUUAGAUAUCUGGCCGCAUGAUCAUGACAAUGCGUAUCCCCAUGUGUUAGUCCAUAUAGAAGGUGAGGAAAAAUUUCUAACAGUCUCUACGGAGGAAGGGAACGAACAGUCGAGAAGUAAUUUUGAAGAGAUUAAACACGUUGUCAAAGUUUAUGAUUACUUCACAAGAGCAGUGCCAUCAGAGUCUGUUCAAAUUAUUUCACAAUACAAUGCGCAAUGUCAUGAAAUUAAAACACAGCUGCGGAAGAAUGGGUUUGUUGAUGUUAAUGUCAGUACAGUCGUGUCAAGUCAAGGAGGAGAAUGGGACUAUGUAAUAUUCAGCACCGUCCGGUCAUUACCGAAGUACAAAAUAGAACGACAUCCAACUCUUGGGUGGUGCAAACACAAUCUUGGUUUUAUUACAGAUAGAAACCAAGUUAACGUAGCUUUAACCAGAGCCAAAAAAGGACUGAUCAUUAUCGGAAACAAAAACCUACUUUCGUGUGACGAAGUAUGGAAAGAUCUGAUUGAUUACUACGAAGUGAGGGGUUGUAUAUUGCCUCCUGAAAUAUUCCCGCCACCAUUUAAUAAACCAAGGCAACAAAUUAUGGGUGAGGAAUUUCUAAAGCAUGAACGGAGAUUCGGACCUUCGGGUAAAAAAGGACCAACGAAAAAAUUACCUAACCAACGCCAAAGAGGUAGAAGAAAAUAAUCAUUGACAAUAUCAUUUGCUUAUGUUGCUCUCUUUUAGCAUUAAAUAUAUGUAAAGCAAUAUCAUUUUUAGCAUAAAGACACACUUAUAUGUUAAUAAUAAUGGGGCAUGUCAUAGUGUUGACAAGAAGUGAAAUAUUGUUUAAUUCAUUACGACAUCUUACAUCACGUUAUAAAACAUAAUUGCUAUUUUGAAAAAAAAGUAAAUUAAUUGUUGCUUUUUAUAAGUUUCUACAUGAUGAAAGCUUGAAGUAAUCAUUUACAUUUUUUCAUUUAUGGAAUGUGAAAUUAUCAUGAAACGAUUCCCUGUGUAUUUUCAUUUAUCUACAAUAAAUGUAUAUCAGUGAUCCUUUGAGUAUUCAGAUGACUUUAAUGAUCUUGUAAUAAUAAAUACAGUUUGCCAUA